UACGUUCGAUUACAACACAACAUCGAGGCACAUCGUAGAAUUUCUUUAACGAACGCACUUAGUCUCUCGAGUUCCAUUAGACAAUCUCUUCUAUCUCGCAAGAUGUUAGUUUCAUUCGUUAAAUAUUUGUCUUCGUUGUUAAACAAAAAUUUCACUUUCACGUUUUUACUUUUGUCUUUAUUUAUGAGAACCUGUGCCCUAAUCGAAGAUACAUAUAACGAAAACAGACCUUACGAAUUCUCUUUCAAUAUCGUCGAUUUUCAACAUAGAUAUGAAAAGAAAGACAUUGACGGGAUUAUUACUGGUGAAUACGGUUUUAUAACGGCAGAUGGAGUUUAUCACGAAACUGGAUAUGCCACUGAUAAGAACGGGGAUUUUAUUAUAACGAAAAUGAGAAAUCGAAAGAUCACAAGUCUGAAAGAUGCACGAGAGAUCUUCAAGGAUAAACCCGAAGCUGCGAAAAAGCUCUUCGAAGUUGUAACGAAAGCUUGCAGUGGGUGUAAAAUUCCGACUAAUAAAAGUACAGAAGUAAACCAUAACGAAAUUCUUCCGAAAGACGCUGAACCAUUGAUUGAGAACAAAAUUAUUAAACCGAUAUUAAAAGAAAUGAUGAAGAAUGAAAUUAUUCUCAAAAACAGUUCUCUUGAGAAAAUGGCUAAUGAUCUUUACUAUCGUUUCAAUUAUUCGAUAAGUUCGCACGGUCAUCAGGAGACUGGUUAUCGUAAUGGUGAUAAAAAUGGCAAUUAUCGAUCAUGGAGUGAAAGUGGUGUCGACACACGAGUGAAAUACGUAUCAAACAAAUUCGGUCAUCAACCGAAUAUCACUUUUCAUCCACAAUUGAAUGAAACAAAGAAAAAAGAUCAAUCGCUGAAAGGCUAUUCCUUUCUUUGGUAUUUUUCAUAAAUAUUAUAUUUUAUUUUUCUCAAUGCGAAUACAUAGAUGUAAGAAAUAGAGAUGUAAAAAAUAGAGAAAGAAAAUAAAAAAAUAAAAGAGGAAAUCUCCAUAAUUUUU
Molecule: messenger RNA, 1011 nt
Organism: Vespula vulgaris
Lineage: Eukaryota; Metazoa; Arthropoda; Insecta; Hymenoptera; Vespidae
Gene: l(3)mbn
Product: protein lethal(3)malignant blood neoplasm 1
Exons: 4
Coding region: 103-903 (266 amino acids)
Cellular component (GO): chitin-based extracellular matrix
Molecular function (GO): structural constituent of chitin-based larval cuticle
Source: RefSeq, a predicted model, not a curated record